Beauveria bassiana ARSEF 2860 is the source of this 1158-nucleotide messenger RNA. RefSeq names its product EAP30/Vps36 family protein. Gene Ontology annotation, cellular component: ESCRT II complex; late endosome membrane. The transcript has a single exon. The coding region runs from base 1 to 1158 and encodes 385 amino acids. Gene Ontology annotation, molecular function: phosphatidylinositol-3-phosphate binding; ubiquitin binding. NCBI's taxonomy places the organism in Eukaryota, Fungi, Ascomycota, Sordariomycetes, Hypocreales, Cordycipitaceae. The record is from RefSeq and is a predicted model, not a curated record. Gene Ontology annotation, biological process: protein transport to vacuole involved in ubiquitin-dependent protein catabolic process via the multivesicular body sorting pathway.
AUGUGCGGAGCGUCACUCGUUUCAAAGCCUACUCCCGUUCUCACAUCGACCCCUGCGCUGGACAAUGACAGAACCGAUUCCCCGGGACCCAUGCUUGAAAAUCAUAAUCCAAAUGGGCCUAUCAACUUGGAGGCGCCGGAAGGAGUGAAGAUAUCAUUUCGCGGUGGCGGAGAGAAGAUAUUCUACGAACGGUUGAAAGGGUCCAUGACGCAGCGGAAAUGGUUGCUGCAAAAUGCUCCUCCUCCGCCAAAAGGACGUCCCCGAGAUGGCAGCAUUUCCGGUGCAGAAGCCGAUACCAGCCAUAGCGAACGCAGGACAAAGACGGCAGGUAUUGCUGGUCUUGAGCAGCUCGGACUGAGCAGGCACAAGAAUAACGAGCUGCUUAUCGGCAGUGCCUUUGAGGACCUCGAAGCUCUUAUGGCGUCUGCGAAAGAGGUCGUUGCGCUUGCAGAAAGGUUCUCUCUGCAAAAGGGCUCCGGCAACGGUAGCUUCUCCGCGGAAGAAAAUGCCAUCCUUGCCGAGUCAGCAAGUCAGCUAGGCCUUGUGACGACAAAGGACAUGGUGGGUAGUAGUGGCGGCUCAGAGUCUCUUUAUCUCUCUGAGCUCGCGCGCAACCUAGCCGAAUUCCUCACCGAUGACACGCGGAGCGUGCUGAAAAAGGCUGGCGGCAUAUUGACUCUGGUUGAUCUGUGGGCCAUGUUCAACCGGGCACGCGGGGGCGUCGAGCUCGUCAGCCCGCUCGACUUUGAAAAGGCCGCCCGGCUGUGGGAGAGCCUGAAGCUGCCAGUGCGCCUCCGCACGUUUCGAAGUGGCGUCAUGGUUGUCCAGGGACGGGACCGCACCGACGAGACGACCAUCAAGGCGUUGCUGACGUGGCUGCAGGACCUGCACGAGUUCCCACCGGAGCGCGAUGUGGCUUGGGACUGGCGCGCGUUUGGCCGCGGCGUCACGGCGCAGGAGGCGGCGGAGCGGUUCGGCUGGAGUCUUGGCGUUGCGGAGGAGGAGCUGCUCAUGGCCGAGGAGCACGGCGCUUUGUGCAGAGAAGAGGGUCUGGAAGGGCUAAAGUUUUGGAAGAAUUACAUUGGAUCAGAGCCGCUUGACGAGGAAGAAGCGGAAGACCCUAUUAUUGCGAAGUUACGAAGCGCCGCAUUGAUAUAG